Schizosaccharomyces japonicus yFS275 is the source of this 1425-nucleotide messenger RNA. Its product is annotated as eukaryotic protein. Bases 261 to 1313 code for a protein of 350 amino acids. The record is from RefSeq and is a predicted model, not a curated record. The transcript is spliced from 3 exons. Gene Ontology annotation, cellular component: cytoplasm. NCBI's taxonomy places the organism in Eukaryota, Fungi, Ascomycota, Schizosaccharomycetes, Schizosaccharomycetales, Schizosaccharomycetaceae.
AAUGGGUGUGAAGUGGGUGGAACAGUGGUACUUUGUAGUUGUGUGCUUUUCGUAUUCUUUUCUGUCUGAGGAGGUGGUCGUUGUCCGUUCUUCCUCGUUUGAAAUUGCUGGUUCCCUCUGUCAGUCAAUUCUCUUUCAUUUUUACCGUUUUGUUGCUUGCUCGACGAUUCGUGGUUCUUCUAUAGCGUUUCCGGUACUGAGAUUGAAAAACGAAAUUACCACCAAAAAUUUCGGUCGAUACGAUACUGCGUCGUCCAAAAAUGUCUGAGUUGAAGGAGUUGGUCGGAUUCUUGCAUGAUGAGAAUCCUCAGGUUCGCAUGUUGGCCUUGCAACAUUUGCUGCCUUUCACCAUGCGGACGAACCCGCAUUUUGACAUCUUCCGGGAGGAUGAUUACAGACCGGUGAAGCAGUUGAAGGCUUUGUUAGUUGACAAACCCCAGAUUGCUAGCCAGGCAGCUACAGCACUAGUGAACGUGUCGCAGAAUCACGAGGUGCGACGUUACUUAAUUGAUGCAGAGUUCGUGCAGACAGUACUUGGUAUCAUUACCAACCCAGAACAUGGCUUGGCGGAUCUGUGCUGUAUGCUGCUUUGCAAUCUGACCAAAGAAGACGACAUUGUGAACAUGUUCGAUAUGAAGGUUCCCUUGCGUGAGUACUCUUUGAGCAGCAAUGCCAUAGACCAACUGAUGGACUGUUUUGUCAAAGGUAGCAACCACGGUAUCAACCAGUACGCAAACUACGACUUCUUGGCAAAUGUGUUUGCAGACUUGACUCGUUUCGAGCGUGGCCGUAAGUACUUCACAGAGGCUCAAGCAUACGACGAUGUGAUUCCCAUUAGCAAAGUUGUUGUCUUUACCGAUCACGCUUCGGUGCUUCGUCGCACUGGUGUCGCAGCGACCAUUAAAAACGUGUGCUUUGACACAACCUUCCAUGCAUCGUUGAUGGACGAGGACGGCAUCAACGUGUUGCCCUAUCUCCUCCUUCCUCUGGCAGGUCCGGAGGAGCUGAGCGACGAGGAUAUGGAUGGCAUGUUCGACGAAUUGCAGUUGCUUCCCGACGACAAGAAACGCGAGCCCGACUUGUUCGUGAUGAAGACACAUGUUGAGUCGCUCAUUCUCCUUACAGCCACUCGCGAGGGUCGUGAACACAUGCGGCUUCGGAAGGUGUAUCCUAUCAUCCGUGAGCUGCAUUUGGCCGUUGAGGACGAAGACAUUCGUGCUCUUUGUGAUCAAUUGGUACAAAUGCUUGUCCGUGACGAAGAGCCCGUCGUCGUUGAGGAGGACGAAGAUGAUGUUCUUGUGGAAAUCGACUAAACGAUUAACACGGCAGCGAGAGGCUAUGGUACAAAAAUAAAAUGGUUUUGGAGAGAACGUCUGCUUGUUUGUAAGGUAGAAAAAUAUGAGAGUGUAGUAUAUUAUGUGAACG